Papilio polytes (common Mormon) is the source of this 360-nucleotide messenger RNA. Its product is annotated as spectrin alpha chain-like. Gene Ontology annotation, molecular function: protein binding. The annotation marks the transcript as partial. The transcript has 4 exons. The record is from RefSeq and is a predicted model, not a curated record. NCBI's taxonomy places the organism in Eukaryota, Metazoa, Arthropoda, Insecta, Lepidoptera, Papilionidae.
GAGCAAAUCAAGUCGUUCAACGUGGGCGCCAACCCUUACACCUGGUUCACCAUGGAGGCGCUCGAGGAGACGUGGCGCAAUCUACGCAAAAUUAUUGCGGAGCGCGAUGUGGAACUAAGCAAGGAGGCGCAGCGGCAGGAGGAGAACGACAAACUGCGCAAGGAGUUCGCCAAACACGCGAACGCAUUCCACCAGUGGCUCACUGAGACACGCACGUCUAUGAUGGAGGGCACUGGCUCGCUGGAGCAGCAGUUGGCGACGCUGCGCCAGCGUGCUGGCGAGGUGCGCGCGCGCCGCGCUGACCUGCGCCGACUGGAGGAACUUGGCGCCGCUCUGGAGGAACACCUGAUCCUGGACAAC